Messenger RNA from Helobdella robusta, 882 nucleotides. RefSeq lists its product as hypothetical. Lineage: Eukaryota; Metazoa; Annelida; Clitellata; Rhynchobdellida; Glossiphoniidae. The transcript is spliced from 4 exons. The coding region runs from base 1 to 882 and encodes 293 amino acids. The record is from RefSeq and is a predicted model, not a curated record.
AUGACGUUUACAUCAAUCAAUACUUUGGUACCCUUUGCAGUCAAAGUUGUAGUCUACUUUAUAGUCUACAAAACUCAACAGCUUGACGAAAACACCAGCAAAACGGAAGAAUUCUACUUAGCGAAAGAACACGUAUUCAUUGGGAAGGAAUCAGAUAGCGAAUACACCCGGUUCAAUCAUUUAACGAACAAAACGGAUGAAUACAAAUUGCAGGGGGGUGUCAAUGGGUGGACCAUCAAAGGCAUCCAAACCAAAAAUAGUGUGAAAGCAGUAUGCGCCAAUGUGAACCACACCAACUGGACAGCUUUGAAUUGGUUCAUUGAAUCGUACAAUGGGGUAAAAACGAAUCUUGGUGGGCUGAUUGCUAACUUCACGUGCAACGAUGUUCUUAAAGAAGCAACUAAUUCGACAGCAAUUGCAAUAGCAGUUUCAAUUUGUUUGGUAGUAAUCAUCAUUGCUCUAGCCGUUGGGCUCGUGCUGGUGCGUAAAAGAAUUGGAUUAAAGCAUUCCUUCAAAAGGAGAACACCGAAAAAACUCCCUGUCGUUGACGAAUACUUCGCACCAGUUGAGACAUCAAGCAAGUUCAACGAUGAUGCACACCAGUACGCCAACUCCAAUUACAUCAAGGAACACAACGCUAACAGUAAGAAGAAGUGGACCUUAAACAGCUCCUUCAAACAUUCAAAAGCAAACAAUGCUCACAAAAAUUCAAAAAAAAAAUCAACAGAAGUUGGAAACGAGUUAACGAAACAUCAGAUCCUAUCAAAAGACAAUCUCAACGAGUCGAAAUGCAGUAACGAAAAUGAUCAGGGAUCAGCGGGAAGUUGCAACGAAUCAACCAACGAUUACAUUCCAAUGGACAGAAAAAGAAAAAAACCUUAA